UCAAGGUGUAUUCAGAAAUGUUUAAACUUUAAAAAAAGUAUUCGUGGAGUCGAAUUACCUCUUGUUAUUAAUUUCAACAUCAUUAUCAAACAAUGACUAACCUAACAAAAUUGUUAUUGUGGACAUUGCUUGUGAUUAAUUAUCUAAUUCCAGAACCCCACUCAGGUGUAACAGUUUCCCCUCUUAGCAUUACUGUUCUUGAGGGUAACAAUGCUACAGCACGAUGUAUAUAUGACGGAGAUAACAGCUUACAGGGAGUGUCGUUUCAUCUCAAUCAGUCGACUAUUGCAAUUAUAUUUUUAUCUAAUUGUACAUUCAAUACUCUAGGAUUUGACAAUUACAUAACUGAUUGUGAAGGAAAUAAAACUGUAGUAAUAACUUUAGUUAAUGUGUCAAGGAAUGAACAUGGUAAAACACUAACCUGUACAGUUUUUGUUUACAAUUCAUCCCCGAUACGGUCAUCGAAUUUAACUUUACUGACUGUAAACGUUUCAGUGAAGAGCGUCACUUUACGAAAGCCUAGCCUGGAGAUUAUGCAGGAAAAUCAGAUUCAAUUGAUCACGUGCAACUCUUCGGGAGGCCGACCAAUUCCAAGAGUUAAAUGGCUAAUACGCAAUCCAACAGAAACUAUAAAAAUUAACUUGACACAAUUUUCAAGCAAUACAAUUAUACCCAGUGAUAAUGGACUUAAAGCUGUUGCGAGUUCUUUGAACUUCAAACCAAAUAGAACGAUAAAUGGAUGGCGUUUGUAUUGUGAAGUUUGGACUAGAACUUCGGAGGCUGACAUAACGAGCAAAGAGCUAGUUGUUAAUGUGUCGUAUCCCCCUGCAAAUCUUCCAGUAAUGCAAGGAAUUAAUACCAACAGCAUUGUGUCUGUAAUUGAAUUAGAUUCGGGUACAUUUAACUGUUCCAUAACCGGUGGAAAUCCACCUGCGUUUUUGAGAUGGGACUGUUUUGGCAGUACUAACGUUACAUAUGACAUCCAUGAAAACAGUCGUGUAACAAGUACAGUAAAUUGGAAGGCUAAUCGUAAUCAGAAUACAUGUUCGUGCACAUCGGAACACAUUAACAGCUGGAAAAGAAUUAUUAACGCUACAUUCAACGUGCAGUAUAUGGAAGAAAAUAACGACAAUCAAGUAACAUAUGAGAAACUAGCCGAUGAUCGAACAGACUUAAACCAGUACAGUCAGCUUCAUUCCAUGAAAGAGAAACAAGAUGGUGUAAUAACAGAUAUAAUACAGCUUACACCCACUCAGUUAUAUGCCAACGAAAAUUCCAGUGCUACACUCACAUGUUCAAGGACGGACGGACAAUCUGUUUCAGAAACAAUUUGGAAAAAUUCUCAGAUCGCUGGAGACGCAAAUCUAUAUAACUUUAAUAGACAAUGUAUAACAUCUCGGUUUCUAAAAGACAGUGAUUUAUUUGGUGGGCUGUGUAAUGGUGAUGGAACAUUUUCCGUGAUUCUAAAGAAAAUUGACCGUACUCAACAUGGAGCUGAAUGGACAUGUGAAGAACUUAUUUUAAAAUCAAAUAAAGUCGUUUUACAAGUAUCAGUUCCUGCCACAAGCGUUACUUUGAGUCAAUCAAAUGGGAAUUUCAUGAAAGAAAAUACAACAGAAAAAUUCAUUUGCAAAGCAUCAGCAUGUCGACCAGAACCACAAGUACAAUGGUAUCUCCGUAACAGUACGGGGCAUGUUAUGCAAACCCUUACACAAUCAUCAACCCACACAUACAUUAAUGGUGAAUAUGGUCUCAAAGCCGUUGAAAGUAUUCUACGAUUCAGUCCAAAUAGGACAAAUAACAACUUACGUCUGUAUUGUGAAGUGAGGACUCGAGCUGAUGAAGUUGAUAUAAGGAGCAGAGAAAUCAUUGUUAAUGUUACAUACCCCCCUGAUAAUUCACCAGUGAUACAAGAAUUUGAUACUAGCAAAAUUAUACAGGCCAUUGAGUCUGAUACAGGCACAUUUGUUUGCUCGAUUUCGGGGGGAAACCCACUAGCAUCAUUGAGCUGGAACUGUUUCGACAGUCAUGACUUAACAUCAAGUACCCAAGAUGGUAUCGUAACAAACACAGUUAAAUGGACGGCAUGGCGCAGUUAUAACACAUGCUCCUGUACGUCGAAUCACGUAUUAAGUAAAUGGAAAAGAACAACAAAUGUUACAGUUAAUGUACAAUUUCCUCCAAGCAAACCACAUUUAAAAAUUGGACAAACAGAUGUAUUUGGCGGUGUUCGUGUUAUAGAAAACAACACAUUGCGAGUUGCUUGCAACAGUGAAAGCAAUCCUUUAUCAAACUACACAUGGACUGGUCCUGGUUUUUCUGGCAAAGGCGACACGUUAGAAAUAACAAGCGUUAAACUAAGCAAUCAGGGGAAUUAUAAAUGCAUGGCGUCAAAUAGGAUGAUAAGGACGAAUGGUUCAUAUGAAGACGGGAGUAAUUCAUCAUCACUCAUUCUAACAAUAUUGUAUCCUCCAAGCAAUCCAAAAUUUAAAUUUGAAAACUCAAGCGGUCCGCUCAUUCAAUCAAACAUAUUUUACGUAGUGAGAAACGAUACGUUUUCACUUUAUUGCGAUGUAAAAGGGAAUCCUGUUCCUGACAUCAAAUGGGAUGAUAACAAAAGCAAUCCGAGUUUGAGUAUAUCUAACAUCAAUUUGGACAUAAAUAGUACAUGCAGAGCAACAAACUUGAUGAAAGAAACUGCAAGUCAAAAAGAAAUAAUUUCAAAGUCGGAAGCAUCAUUUUCAAUUAUUGUCUUUUAUCCUCCACGGGUCCCUACAAUACACGUUGCAAAUUAUAAUGGCGACAGCGUUCAGGUUACAAAUGGAAACGUCAGUGUUAUUGAAUCAGAAACAAUCAAUGUGACAUGUUUUUCGACAAGUAAACCAACGCCUACAUACGAAUGGAUACAUGAGCAAUAUAUGAAAACACAGUCGACAAACGUUUUGAAAUUCUUCAAUAUCAGUCGACACGAAAGUGGAACAUAUGCUUGCAACGUUGAAAAUAAUAUGAAGAGAUCAAUUGGCAAAACGCAAGUAGGGGAAAAUAAAUCACAAAUAAAAUUGAACAUAUUAUGUAAGUAAGAAAUUUUACACUCUUAUUAAUUAAUAAGAGGAUACCGGAAUGUCUGGAUAUAUAAUCUGGAAGACGUUCUAAAUUGAAAUUACUAAUAAGUCUAUUGAUACUGAACUUAAUAACAUAUAUCAUCGCCCACAAGUGAUCUUUCUACUUU
Messenger RNA from Ruditapes philippinarum (Manila clam), 3229 nucleotides. RefSeq lists its product as uncharacterized. NCBI's taxonomy places the organism in Eukaryota, Metazoa, Mollusca, Bivalvia, Venerida, Veneridae. The coding region runs from base 93 to 3080 and encodes 995 amino acids. The record is from RefSeq and is a predicted model, not a curated record. Gene Ontology annotation, molecular function: cell adhesion molecule binding. The transcript is spliced from 11 exons. Gene Ontology annotation, cellular component: cell-cell junction. Gene Ontology annotation, biological process: cell-cell adhesion.